This is a messenger RNA of Arabidopsis arenosa, 903 nucleotides long. NCBI's taxonomy places the organism in Eukaryota, Viridiplantae, Streptophyta, Magnoliopsida, Brassicales, Brassicaceae. The record is from the annotation of a GenBank genome assembly.
ACAAGUGUAGCAGCAUCCUCUCUCCUCAAGCACAAAGCUUUUACUAUAGAGAUGUCUUCCGGAAACGACUACAGUCGGUUUUUAUCCGCGCAAAAUGUAGCUGCUCCUGCCAGAUCUCAAGCGAGAUCAUCUAGAAAUCGUAAUCCAAGCUCGCCAGCCAGUCAAAACCAACUAGCCGUUGGUUCAACUCCUCCACCAUCCAAUCCAAACACACCUAAUCCAUCCAAUCCAAACUCACCUAAUCCAUCCCAUUCAGCGACUCAACCAGCUCUCAACAGUCUGACUCUGGACGAGCUACUUGACAUAAACACCGUUCUGGUCAGACUUCUUUCAAAGCCCUGUGAGAGGACCGGAGACACAACUCCUGAUUUCCUUGUGCUCUUAGAUGAGACACAUAGAAAACCUGAUGGGACUUUCAUUAAUAGAAAGUCAGAGGAGCUCUACAAGGAAGUUGCUCCAAGGAAGAAAAAAAGGAUAUAUGGGGUUGGUUCUCUGCAUAAUGAAGCAUCCUCAGUCCAUGUUGGUCCACUGCCUACUCAUAAUGAUCGAGAGGUUCUAUUGGAGAAGCUUGCUGCUGCUGAAGCUCGUCUUCAACUUCAGGCUGAGAAGAUCAAUAGCUUCGAUGCCUAUUGGGAAUACCUCGCAGAGAAGGAUCCAGUGUUUGCAGGCAUGUAUCGAGGACCAUCUGAACCGGCAAAUGCAGACACGACAAGGACUGCGGAGGGCGAUCAGACCGGAACCAAUCAGACCGGAACCAAUCAGACCGGAACCGAUCAGACCGCAACUGGUACAAGACCAGGCUCCUCUACUUCACAAGCCAUCUAAUUUAAUGUUGAUUGGUUUGUAAUCUAAGUUUAAGACCUAUGUUUUUAAUUUCAUGUUUUAUGACUUAAUUAUGCUUUU